This is a messenger RNA of Parascedosporium putredinis, 597 nucleotides long. Lineage: Eukaryota; Fungi; Ascomycota; Sordariomycetes; Microascales; Microascaceae. The record is from the annotation of a GenBank genome assembly.
AUGGACGAAGACGACACCCUACCGCCCGAACUGGCGGGUUUCGGCGUGCGGGGGCAGGGGCAACAACUUGGUGACCCUAGACGGGGCCGACCUCGCGCGGCACUGCCCGCUGGACAACGGGCGUCACACCCCGGCGCCGAGGCACCUGCUCGGGCGUCUAAACGACCUGCCCCCGAAGUGCUCGUGGCGACGGUCGACUCCAUUGCGGAAUACAGCCGAAUCGUGCAACACUGCCCCGACGUGCUCCGCGCCGUCAUCUGCCUGGGCGCGACGUCGUACGACUGCGCGACCCUGCACCGGACGCUCUGCCACUGGCGGUGCCGGCGGUGCACCAGCCGCUUCGGGAGCCAAAUCUACCUCAUUACGUGCCAGCGCGUGUGCUACUACUGCUACACCGAGGCCAUUGACUACUUCCCCGUCGAGGUCGAGCAGGCGGUCGCGUACACGGGGCGAGGCCUCGCCCCUCCGGGGCCUCCUCGAUACGCUCCCCAACGUCCUCAGCCUACCGGGAAAGACGGGGGCGCGCAUCCCGCUGUUCGAUCGCUGGGCGGUGCUGCGCCUGAUGAGGGCCCCGCUGGCGUGGCCGCGGGCGUUUGA